CUUCGUGCUGCUGUUCAUCUUUGUGAAACGCCAGAUCAUGCGCUUCGCCAUGAAGUCCCGCCGUGGCCCCCACGUGCCUGUUGGACAACACGCGCCCAAGGAUUUAAAGGAAGAAAUCGACAUUCGACUGUCAAGGGUGCAAGACAUCAAGUACGAGCCCCGGCUGUUAGCUGAGGACGACAGCAGGCUUCUGCAGCUGGAGACACAAGGCUGCUAUAACUACCUGUACCGGAUGAAGGCGCUGGAUGCGAUCAGAACAUCUGAAAUCCCAUUUCACGCAGAGGGCCGGUACCCAAAGUCUUUAAUAGGGAAGAACUUCUGUGCCUAUCUGCUGGAACUGCGGAAUUCCAGCACCUCCUUCAAAGGCAUCCGCAAAGCCUUGAUCGACACCUUGCUGGAUGGGUAUGAGAGUGCCCGCUACGGCACUGGGGUCUUUGGGAAACCAGAAUAUCUGCAGUACCAGGAUGCUCUGAACGAGCUGGCAAACAUGACCAAGGCCCGGGGAGGCAGCAGCCAGCGGCAGCACCAGUCAGCAGCGAAGGACCUCACCCUCUCCCCUGAAGUCUCCAACCCCGCCACCAUCCAGGUCACCUACCUGCCUUCCAGCCAGAAGAGCAAACGUGCCAAACACUUCCUGGAGCUGAAGAGCUUCAAGGACAACUACAACACACUGGAGAGCACCCUGUGAGCCGCACAGAGAGCACUGCUCUGGGGACCUGCCAUGAGCAGAGCCCCUUGCUGGGUGCAGCUGGUGUCAUGGGCAGGUUUUGGCCACAGU
This is a messenger RNA of Aptenodytes forsteri (emperor penguin), 778 nucleotides long. RefSeq names its product chromosome unknown C1orf43 homolog (gene LTAP1). NCBI's taxonomy places the organism in Eukaryota, Metazoa, Chordata, Aves, Sphenisciformes, Spheniscidae. Bases 38 to 688 code for a protein of 216 amino acids. Gene Ontology annotation, biological process: phagocytosis. The record is from RefSeq and is a predicted model, not a curated record. The transcript is spliced from 6 exons.